AUGGAAAAUGUCAAGGAUUACAAUGAAUUAGUACUUUGGAAAGUUGAAGUUUCUCAGGAGAAACUUAAUAAAUCUCUUACCAAAAUUGAAAUUGAAAAGCUCGGAGGUAGGGAAAUGGAACUAUUAAUAAGUUUAGGAGAAGGAUAUGUAUUUCUGGAUGAAACCAUUAACAUAAUCAUCCAAAUCACUGAUAAGUGCCAAGAGUGCAUUAAAAUACAACCUCGACAAAAUGAUGGUUGUGGUGGUACGUUACUAACUUAUGAUCGGAUGACAGGUUAUUCUAUCGAGGGCAUUUCUCUUACUAACUCUGACAUCAGCAAUAGACCUGAGAUUAUACCUUCAUUAAUCAAAGAUCUUAUGCAGAAAAUGUUUAUACUUAUUCGGUCUCCUCCCUAUUCUGGAAAAACAUCAUUAGCACAAAUUUUAGAGAAUUGCUUAGUUCAAUCACAACACUUUUCGGAAUACAGAGUAAUAAGAAUUUCAAUACUUUGGGCAUCAGCUGUGAAAAUGAAAUGCAAUUGGGAGACGUUUGGAACGGUAUGGAAGAAGAUUAUUGGUAAACUGCAAUGGAAUUUUUGGAAUACCAUUAAGGCCAACCUUCAAGGAUCAUCAAAUGUUUAUAUCAUUAUGUUUGGAGCCUAUGGAUACGGUGCUAACUCUGCAGGACUUUCAACCCCUGUCACAAUAUCAGAAGAGAACAGCAAAAGUCUUUUUGACAUCAAAUUUACCGAUUAUGAGCUAGAGGACUAUGUUAAAAUUUUCUGCGAUAGAUAUUUUUUAUUAUUAGAUAAUAACAUUCUUAAUGACAUCAUCUCAAAAUUUAGUAAAUAUAUUCAAAAAGCGACGGCAGGACAUGCGGGUUUAUUUCGUCACAGAUUGCAUAAUAUAAAAAUGCAAUGGAGUGAAAAUGUGUUGAUCUGGAAAGACAUAUUUGCCAAUGUUAUGGAAGUCACAAUAAUACCAAAAUUACCCCCUUCAUUAUUAUAUAAUUUUAUUGAGAAAACUUUCACAGCAAUAUGUCAUGGACAAAACGGAAAAAUUUUAAAGACGCUUAGAUUUGGAACUGAUGGAAGCCUUCUGGAGCAAACAUGGCAGAAGGAUGGUAGGGAUAUGGGGCGGGAUUUAUAUAAGAUCUAUAAAGUGACGAUUGAAACAGAGCACGAUCUGAGUUUCUCGACACGAGAUUUUGUCGUUGAAGGAAUAGAACUUGACGGGUAUGGCGAAAGAACCGAGUUUUGGGAGACUGAAAUUGACAAAUGGAAUGACAUGUCGAUUUUCAACCGUUUUCAAGCAAACGAUACACCAUACGUAGAAUACAAAGACGAAGAAGAUCCAGAGGAAGGAGCUUCAGAUAAUUUUAUUUUACGACCAACCACAACAAGUAUUCCCUCUAGUUCACGGAAUAAAUCCCCAAAAGUUUCUUCAUUUCAACCAUUUACUGCAAAUCGACAACAACAAAGAUAUCAACAGGUUUACUCAUAUUACAUCGGAAAGGGAAUUUACUGCAUCUUGUUAAAAAGAUUUCUAAAUGUAUUAACUUUGGGUUUCGUUAUGGGAUUUUCAACCUUUUUACUGGGAUGUGUCGAUUAUUCUUUAGUACGUCAUUCUCAUAGUUUAACGGAAGUAAUAAUACCGAAAUGUCUCUCUCACAUUUUUUGGAUGUUUCAAAUCAUUCGUUUCCUACUGGACAUUCCUCGUUUAAUUGAUAUGUAUAAUUUUUAUACUUAUCUUUUGAAGAUCGAAGACGCUGAUAUGCAAACAGUUUCUUGGCAACAUGUCGUAAACAAAAUAAUCCAAAUUAAAGAUAAUAAUCCCACCACAUCUCGAGGUUCCAAUAUUAAUAUACCACAACAACGAUUAGAUGCUAUUAAUAUUACUAAUCGAAUUAUGCGUCAAGAAAAUUAUCUUGUAGCUCUUUUCAAUAAAGAAUUAUUAAAUUUAACAAUUCCCAUUCCAAUACCCUUUUUUCAAAAACGAAAUAUAUUAACCAAGACUUUGGAAUGGAAUUUAAAUUGGUGUAUUCUAAAUUAUAUAUUUAAUGAUAAAGGCCAAGUUAGAAAGCGAUUUAUAACAAAAAAUUCGGAAAGAGAUAAAUUGGUUAAAGAGUUAGAAUUUCGAUCUAAUCCUGGCUCAUUCUUUUCUCGUAAAUGGUCUCGUUACGCGCGUUGGAAAUUUCGUGAAUUUAACGAAUUACCUCAUUUAUUUAAUCAACGAAUAUCUAAAAUCUUGGUUUUGGCAUCUUAUAUUGAUCCUGAAUUAUUAAUAUUCGAGAUUUCAAAUGGUCGUUCAGUUUUAUUUUAUACUGGAAUAUUUAUUCCAAUUUUGGUAGUUACUCGUAGCACUAUUCCUGAUGAGCACAUAAUAUUUGAUCCAGAAGAACGAUUAAAGAAAGUUGUCGAACAUACACAUUAUGCUCCUAAUGGAUGGACGGAUAGAAUGCAUACUGAUGGAGUCCGAAAAGAAUUUAGUGAAUUAUUUGUUGGAAAAGUAAUGUUAGACGUUCAGGAGAUUUUAAGCGUUAUAUUUACACCAUUUAUUCUUUGGCUUUCUCUUCCUGAUUGUAAAUUUACUGUUCAUAUUGACGGACUUGAAUACGUCUGCAGUUUUGCAGUAUUUGAUUUUAAAAGACAUGGAAACUUGAAAUAUGGUGCACCAGUUGAAGUAAAUAACGAAUACUAUUUAUCAAAAGAUGGUAAAAUGGAAAAGAGUUUUUUGAAUUUUAAGGCCAAUCAUCCUGAUUGGGAACCAGCGGAUCCUACCGGAUCACUUUACCUUAAUAACCUUAGCCGUUUAACUGAAGUUAAUAAUCAUGUUCGUCCUCAACAUCGUUCUAAUUAUUCUGGUCGUAUACCUGCCUUGGAUUCUAUUAUAAAACCUAAUAAUAACAAUAAUCGACGUAGCGGAAAUAUUCAUUUUCAAAAUGGUCAAGAAUUUUACGCAGCGAGUGAUAUGAGUGAUUCAUAUUCUGGUGCCGAUAUUCCAUUAACUGAAUCUAUUGACCAAGAUCGGCCAAGAAAUGAUGGAGUAAUAGGAUUAUUAAAUCAAUUUUAUAAAGAAAUAAAUCACUCUUCAAUGUAA
Molecule: messenger RNA, 3078 nt
Organism: Diversispora eburnea
Lineage: Eukaryota; Fungi; Glomeromycota; Glomeromycetes; Diversisporales; Diversisporaceae
Source: the annotation of a GenBank genome assembly